Molecule: messenger RNA, 3283 nt
Organism: Belonocnema kinseyi
Lineage: Eukaryota; Metazoa; Arthropoda; Insecta; Hymenoptera; Cynipidae
Gene: mxt
Product: eukaryotic translation initiation factor 4E-binding protein Mextli
Exons: 11
Coding region: 161-1654 (497 amino acids)
Biological process (GO): regulation of formation of translation initiation ternary complex; positive regulation of translation
Cellular component (GO): cytoplasm; RNA cap binding complex
Molecular function (GO): eukaryotic initiation factor 4E binding; RNA binding; translation initiation factor activity
Source: RefSeq, a predicted model, not a curated record
AAUGUGUCGAUUGUUCUAUCUGUUGUGAAACUUUAGUAUUUAAGUGAAAAUCCUCUUUGUAUUUGGCAUGUCAUGUAUAUUUCUGGUUCACAAUUUAUCCUGAGAAGUGUAUGAAGUUCGGGCUUAAUUCCGUCGUGAUUAGAAACUUUCGGGAUAAAAAAUGGCAACCACGCUAAGGCCAACAGCAAGAAACAUUAAAAAACUAGAAAAACCUCGGCCGCUGAAGCUGACACAGCGUCAAUCGACCGUCGACGGACGGAUUUCGACAAUUGAGGACAUAGUGUCCUUAAUCGAUAAUGUGGCCAUGCAUUUAAGCAAUGGUUACUACGAUCGAAUGCUGCAAACCAAUGUGAUUACGAUGUGUAAUCAUUUGAAGCUCUAUUCUCACCAGCUGGAAGCAAUCUACAAAGACCAGUUAGACAGAGCCUUUGUAGCUAUUAGAAAUGGUAGCCAGGAUGAGAGGCUAGAUGUCACGACCAGAGUUCACUUGCUGGAACUGAUAGAACUUAGAGCCAAACAAUGGCAUCAUUCUGAUUCAAUGGAUUCGUACUACACACAAAAGCUAACGUGUCUAGAGAAUAACGAGCCAAUGACCCCGGAAACUCCAACAAGUUUGCUAACAAUGUCGAUGUCGUCGCCUACUCAUCCAGUCUUGAAUCCAGGAGAAGUUAUCAAGAAUAGCGGAAAGUUUACGAAGCCUACAAGGAUUCCUGGUAAAAACUACUGCAAAGACGAAGUCGUCAUUCGAAACAGCGAUUCAGGAAAAGUGAUGGGAAUAAAGGGGCGACGUGUUCACAUGAUCGAAGAACUCAGCGAGACCAUCAUCUCCUUCCAGCGAGUAAACCCUGGAGCUAAAGAACGACUUGUCCAAAUUACGGGUACUUCCGAGGACAAGAUACACUAUGCGAAGGAUUUAAUUAAGGAUACGAUACAACGAAAUGCUUCACCCGUGCGAUUAGACCAAGGUGGAGGAGAGAAAGGCGGAAUAGGCGGAUCAAGUUCUUCGUUAAACAGCAGUGCAUCCGACGAAAGCAACAGACUGCAGCAGCAAAGUUCUCGUUCUCGUCUGGCCCACAGCUUCUCCACCAACGACGCCAGCAUUGGCGAAUACAAAUAUACCGUUACAGUUGGUAACCAAUCUCUAAAGAUCACUGGCUGUGAUUUGGACCUUGUCAAGACCGCAAAACUAGUUCUCGACGAGUAUUUUACCGGAGAAGGGGAACAAUUUGGUAGCGGAGUAGAAUUUUUUAGUCUCGACGAGGAGGCUGCGUUCCUUCCUAAUCGUCAGUCAAGUCCGCACAAUCUUCCGACUGCUCAGACUCAUGGCAUUGGCAGAGAAUUAAGUCUGGACAGCAACGCGACUUCUGAGAGUGAAGAAACUUAUAAAGCUCGCACGAAUUCUGAAUCCCUGAAAACGAAGCCUAAAAAAAGCGCAUCGAGGGAGCUAACGUACGAGUUUUUACUGAUGUGUUCCACCGGGCCAUAUGCUAAACGGGCUCCCGUAGAUUGGACUCGCAUUCAGAAGGAGUGUCCUAACAUCGUACGCAAGGCACCGAUUCGCUGGUUCGAACCGGAAGCUUAUAAGGCAAAAGUAGCAGCAGCAGGCCUUGUUACGAUUUUACCUGCUGGUGAAGCGGAUAACGAUCCGGAGUAGAAAUAUAAGGAAGUGACUUAGAGACUUUAUCGGACUGAAACCGUUUGUGAGAUUGAUAAAGAAUUUCUUUGCAUAGAUUUGCAGAAUGUAAAUCCUGACAUUGUUUUUGCGUAUCGAGAGCGACUUCUUGAGAUGUAUUUACCACUAUUAUAAAGAUGUGUUCGAAGGUGUGCUUUGAGGACACGUAAGGCGUAUAAGUCAAAGCAGGUUGUUGUAAUUAAAUAAGUAAUUACGAGAAAAAAACGUAUGCAACUGCCUUUUUUAGUUUUUUAUUAUAAUUUUUAUUCUUAUUUUUUAUUUAUACAAGUCAUUCAUGUAUUAGAGCCUUUUAUUUAUUCUUUUUUUUAUUGCUAUAUUUCUCUGUUGAACUAUUUAUUUAUUUUAUUGGCCGUGCAAGUUGGCUUAAUCGCCCUAUGGUUUCACAAAUAGAAUCUCAAUUUACAGAAUUUGCAUGUUGUAUAUUGUACCAUCAAAAGACUUUUGAAAAACGAUAUUUUUGUUUUAGUACUUAGAUGUCGUAAUUACGUUAUCGUUUCUCCGCUUUCGAUAGAUAGAUUAUAAUGUCUUGUUUAGAUAAUUCGAACUUUUCAGUAUUUUAUUUUCAUGUUUGAAAAUUUUUGAAGGUUACCUUGAUUUUUGGAUGUGGUCCACACUUCGUAGAAGAUGUAAUAGUAGGAAUUUACUAUUAAGAAAUAAUUGUGUCAGCUAUCGCUGAAAUUAGAGGUCAUAAAGGCGAUAAAAUCAAUUUAAAAGAAAUUGAUUUAUCUUUGAAGGUGGCAUAAUUAUCACUCUCGUAACAGACAAUCGCAUGAAAAAUGAAAAGUGUGACUUUGUAAUAUUAUUGUCUGUGAAUGGAAAAGGUAUUUUUAUAAAAGUUAUCUUAUUUACAGCUUUCUGAUAAUUACACAGAAGUGUAGAACUGAAAACAAAAAUGUGAAAAAAAAUAUUUAACUCUUGGGUAGUGAGAACAGCCAAAAUAUAAUUGAUUAAUUACUAGAAUUAAGAUUACUUUCUUUCUUAUAAAGCACAUACAAAUUAUAAGAAGAAAGUCGUUAGGAAAGAAAGAGAAAAAUGUUUCGAUGCUAACAUCAUGGACUUAAGUGCUUUAUCAAUUUUAAAAGCUAAUUAUUUACAACUGGCUUCAUUAACUAUUUAAUCGAAAUCUUCACUAGAAAAACUUUUCAGCGCUUUAAUCUUUUUUCCUGAGAUUUAAUCGAAAUCUUUAGAAUAGUCGCGUUUUCAAAUUUAAGUGUUUUUAAUUGUUGUAGAUGUUUUUCCCUUCUUAUAUUGCUUUGCUUCGCCACCAGAGAAAUAAUUCAUGAAAAUAAAAAACGUGGCAAAUGGGCACUCAUCCGUGAUUUAGCAUUCAUAUAGUCUAGUCUGAUUAUCUAAUUUUAAUCUAAGAACUAAACGAAAUUGAUUAAAUCGGUUAAUCUAUAAGUAAGUUAUUUUACGUUUUAUACCCUAGGCAAAUCUGAAAUUUGCCUUACAGCCGAUUCUUUGUUUGGAGAGAUUUUAUAAAUUAUAAUUGUAUUUGUGUUGAUUACCACGAGAUUCAAAGUUGAAUUCGAUGUAGUUAUUUUUCUCGAAACAAUUUUUAGAUGAAUUUUUUACUGUAAUUCUGUUAAA